GAAAGGGAAAAACCACGCCUUGGGCUCGGACAUUUUUUCCUAUAAAAUAAUCCACCGAAGAAUGAUUGUUUCCUGCAGGCGACUGUGGUGCUAGCAGUGAAAAGUACCCCAAGGAAAGGAAAGGAAAGGAGGGUUCUUGAGAGCCUGCGCAGAGAGAGGCAAAAAGCAAGAAUGGAGCUGAAGCUGAGAGGGAUGAUGUUGGGAUGGUUUCUGUGUUUCGCUUUUGGGUUUGCAUCGUGCAGAUCUGAGGAGGGUCUUGAGGAUUUCGGGGAAAGGGAGAGUCUCCUUUCUUACUUGGAGAGCGAUGCAGUCUCGUCCUCCACUUCGCAGCCCCUCAUGGUUGGCCUCACUCUCAUUCAGGGUGCUGCUGCUAACGGAGCUGUCUGCUUAGAUGGUACAUUGCCUGGUUAUCAUCUUGACAGAGGCUCUGGAUCGGGUGCAAACAGUUGGCUCGUCCAUUUAGAGGGCGGGGGAUGGUGCAAUACAGUGAGGAAUUGUGUUUACAGAAAAACUACUCGUCGUGGUUCAUCAAAGUUUAUGGAGAAGCAAUUACCUUUCACAGGAAUAUUGAGUAAUAAAGCUGAAGAAAACCCUGAUUUUUUCAAUUGGAACAGAGUAAAGAUCCGGUAUUGCGAUGGGGCUUCUUUCAAUGGAGCAGGCCAGGAUGAGGCUGCGCAGCUCUACUUUCGAGGACAGCAAAUCUGGUUGGCAGCAAUCGACGAGUUGAUGUCCAAGGGAAUGAAGAAUGCCGAUCAGGCUCUUCUUUCUGGAUGCUCUGCUGGGGGUCUAGCAUCUAUAUUGCACUGCGACGAGUUCGGCACCUUAUUCCCAAAGACUACCAAAGUGAAAUGCUUAAGUGAUGCGGGAAUGUUCCUUGAUGCAGUAGAUGUUUCUGGGGGCCAUGCUCUUCGGAGUAUGUUCAAUGGUGUAGUCACCUUGCAGGAUGUGAAAGAAAAUCUGCCUAGUACCUGUACCAGCCAUCUGGAUCCAACUUCGUGCUUCUUCCCACAGAAUUUGGUUUCAAACAUUAAGACUCCGCUGUUUCUUUUAAAUGCCGCCUAUGACGCAUGGCAGGUCCAACAAAGUUUGGCUCCACCAUCAGCCGAUCCUCAUGGCACUUGGACUGAUUGCAAAAUGAACCAUGCACGUUGUAACUCGUCACAGAUACAGUUCUUUCAAGAUUUCAGGAACCAAAUGCUCGAAGCAAUAAAAACUUUCUCGAGGUCUGAUCAAAAUGGUCUAUUUAUCAAUUCCUGUUUUGCUCAUUGCCAGUCCGAGAGACAGGACACAUGGUUUGCCAGUGAUUCUCCCCUUAUUGGAAAUAAGGGGGUUGCUGAAUCCGUAGGAGACUGGUUCUUCGAUAGAGCAACUGUUAAAGCCAUUGAUUGCGCUUACCCCUGUGAUAAGACCUGUCACGAUCUGGCCUUCACUCACUGACUUAUUAGGGCUCUCUCUGAUUGAUUAUCCCUAUUGGUAAUUUUUGAAGGCUGUAAGAUUGUUAUGUAAAAUAAGGUGUUCCUGCUAAAUUGGCGGAGCAACAUCAUUAUAUAUGUCAGAAAUAUAGAAGGGACUACUAAGGAGAACGGGAUGGAAAGGGCAUUUUCUCGUCAUUCUUUGCGAGUUCUCUAAAUUGUUAUUAUUCAACACGAGAACUCAAGACGAAGUGAUGUGGGAUUCCAUCCUUGUGCUUGUCAACAGGGUUUAUUU
Messenger RNA from Rhodamnia argentea, 1707 nucleotides. RefSeq names its product pectin acetylesterase 3-like. Gene Ontology annotation, biological process: cell wall organization. Gene Ontology annotation, molecular function: pectin acetylesterase activity. The transcript has 12 exons. Bases 172 to 1437 code for a protein of 421 amino acids. Gene Ontology annotation, cellular component: plant-type cell wall. NCBI's taxonomy places the organism in Eukaryota, Viridiplantae, Streptophyta, Magnoliopsida, Myrtales, Myrtaceae. The record is from RefSeq and is a predicted model, not a curated record.